UGUAAAUGCAGAGCUGUAGUCGAUGAAGAGCAUUUUCACAUAAUUCCCUUUCCUAGUGUCCAGGUGAGUGAGGGAUGUGUGGUGGUGCCUGUUGCUUGACCCAUCGGACCAGCCAACAGUGGAUCAAAUUAUGCUUCAUCCAUGGCUACAGCAGUACAAGCCAAAGGCCUGAGGGUUCUACACCAGCUGGAGGCAAGUGAAAAGUACCCAUGGUGCACAGUAUCUGAGCGGCUUCUUUUAUUAAAAGAUUUUCAGGCCAACAGAGAUUCAAGCUGCCUAUCUAACAAAGUGACGUUUUCCAUGCGUGCAGCAUCCUUAGAGGAUCUCUACACCAAAGGGGCACUACUUGGAAAAGGAGGGUUUGGCACAGUAUUUGCAGGGAUAAGAAAGACUGAUGGGAUGCCGGUGGCCAUCAAAUACAUCCCCAAGGAGAAAUGUACUAAGCAGCUAAGGAUGCCUGGACAAGAGAAGCCACUCCCCAGAGAGGUGGCUUUGAUGGUGCACUUAAGCCUAGAGCCAACUUGUCCUUCCAUUCUAAAGCUCCUUGAAUGGUUUGACUUGCCCAGCGAGUACAUGUUGGCGAUGGAAAGACCUGAGCCAUGCAUGGAUCUGCAGGAAUACUUCAGGAGCCAAGGGGGCUUCCUUAGUGAGGAGGUGGCGCGGCAUGUGCUCCUGCAGCUGCUCGAAGCCCUGGGAAACUGUGAGAGCAAAGGCGUCCUGCAUCGGGAUGUGAAGCCAAGCAACAUCUUGAUAAACACCAAGACGCUACAAGUGAAGCUGAUUGACUUCGGCUGUGGAGAUAUUUUCAAGGACGAGUCAUACACUGAUUUUGCAGGUCAUUGACACAGACCACUGAAAAACCCAUAAAAAUCAUCCUUUCAUUUAAGACAGCAGACAAUCCAAUGUCAAGAAGCCAGAUGUUUUGCCAGUUGUUUUCUAGAUUAAUUCCUAGAAGCGGUGCUUCUGUUGUUCCCUUCAUUAAGACAGCUGACUUACUUCAGUAAAAAUAACUAUCUGCCUCUGGAAGUCCCAGCACAGGUGUCACUUGGUGAAUGUCUGACGUUUUGCAAUAUUAAUCUCAGAUACCCUGAGAAAGAACCUUCACCUGAGAGCAAUGA
Messenger RNA from Brienomyrus brachyistius, 1118 nucleotides. Its product is annotated as serine/threonine-protein kinase pim-2-like. Lineage: Eukaryota; Metazoa; Chordata; Actinopteri; Osteoglossiformes; Mormyridae. Gene Ontology annotation, cellular component: cytoplasm. Gene Ontology annotation, molecular function: ATP binding; protein serine/threonine kinase activity. The transcript is spliced from 6 exons. The record is from RefSeq and is a predicted model, not a curated record. Gene Ontology annotation, biological process: regulation of mitotic cell cycle; negative regulation of apoptotic process; protein autophosphorylation. Bases 142 to 843 code for a protein of 233 amino acids.